Messenger RNA from Dermacentor andersoni, 3351 nucleotides. RefSeq lists its product as uncharacterized. The record is from RefSeq and is a predicted model, not a curated record. Gene Ontology annotation, molecular function: metalloendopeptidase activity. Gene Ontology annotation, cellular component: plasma membrane. NCBI's taxonomy places the organism in Eukaryota, Metazoa, Arthropoda, Arachnida, Ixodida, Ixodidae. Gene Ontology annotation, biological process: protein processing.
UAUUUAUUUAUUUAUUUUCAGAUACUGUCAAUCCCAGUGGGAUUUUUACAGGUUGGGCAUAUAUUAUAAGCUCACAAAUAGCGAUGAAAACAGGUUUACAUAAUUUCAACAAUGAUAUUUGUAAUCGACACGAAGCAGAUAUACACAUAUGGCAGGAAAUAAAACACGAAUGAUACAGUGCAUUUGGCAAGAAGGGGUGAAAUUGCAUAGGCAAAUACAAUGAUUAUACAGAUUUUAUUCUAUACAACGACGUGAGUGGUGUGUUAUUUCCGGCUAGCAUAAUCUAAUUAUUGCGCAACAGUUCUUCUACAAUGGUUACAAAUUUCGGCACAUAAUGUCACAUGGUGCAGAGUUAGCGGGAAUAGCAGGCAAGCUACUGACGUUGACAGUGCCAAUGAGGAGAUUCUCCGGGACUUUUGAUAGGGAUAAGCAAACGUGCGACUGUGAAAAUGACUGCUCCAUAGUGGUUCGCAUGGAGUAAAUUAUAUUUUUUUUCCGAGUUAGAACAAAUUGCCAUUAUCUCUCUCUCUCUCUUUAACAAUAACAAUAAUAAAUAACAAUAAAAACACACGAGUUUAAUAAGAAAACUAAGUACGAAAACCUGGGCUCGUGUUAUGAUCGAGGGCAUUGUAUAUACCUUUUAUUUCUCGCCGUGCAUACCGAGUGCGUGUCAUGAUCGAGUAAAUACGAUAGGUGGGUAUGAACAAGGACUUUUUGAGCGCCAAUAGUGAAACGUUCAUGAAAAGCUGGGUAAAUCUCUCGCACGGUUCGCAUGUACUUCGCUCAGUAGGAACCUCAAAGAUGCCUUUCCCAAGGAUAGGUCAACGAAGAAAUCAGAUUGAUGACACUAGUUUUCGGCCUGCCACGACGUAUUCGCAAUUUUUGCUUAGUUUCUUUCAAGUAGGAACAAAGGGUAUGGGGGCCUCGCAGGGGAAACCACAUACUGAUGUAGUCACGGCAAAAAAAAAAAAAAAAAAUUGUCAACCUUGCGCGAGUGUCAUUCGUGUCGUGUCCGUCCCACUGACGCAGGCGCGCGCUCGACAGCGGUCGGGCUCGGUGCCGCGCCUGAUCCUCGCCAAACCCACGCCGUCGCGCGCCUCCUUCUGCGGCGCCGUGUUGCUCUCGAUAAUCGUGCUGUCCGCCAUCGCCGUGUUCGCCAUCCGACAGCUGCGGCGCAUGCUGGACGAGGAAGGCGCGGAACCGUGCGGCACCGACGACUGCCUCCUGCACGCUGAGUUCCUCAAGAGUCACCUGAACACCGCGUCGGACCCGUGCACCAACCUGUACGCCUACGUGUGCGGGUCGCACGGUGGCCAGCGGGCCUCCACCGACGACGACGGCGAGGGACCGAACAACGCCACCUUGGAGGACGAGGUGAUGCGGCUGUACGCCAAGGACCUUGCGCUCGACGCCCGCUUACCGAUGGACUCGGCGACGGGAGGGACACGUCUUCCGUCGUCCGCGGGCGACGUGGCCGUCGCGUCGCUCCGCGAGUCCGGGGCGUUCAGGACAUGCCUCGAGAGGUCGUCCAAAGAACCGCAAGCGUUCGCCGAGUUCAUGAGGCAGCGCGGAAUAGCGUGGCCCCGCCGGGUCGACGGCGUCGCGGUCGCGAAGUCCACCGUCCUGGAAGUCCUCUUCGACCUGACCGUGAAUUGGAAGGUGUCCCUAUGGUUCGACCUCAGGGUCUCCAAAAUCGUCGGGAACGUCUCGGGGCUGGUCAUCCGGGAACCCGGGCCGCUGGUUCUCUUGAGGAGGAGACAGUUGCGAGCAAUCGAGUCCCUGGUGGAUUACGCGAGCCUCGUGAGGAGUGUCGCCGAGUUUCUCCUCAAUGCCAACAGCAGCGACGCCGGAACGCUCACUGACGACGAGGUUCGCGUCCUGUACUGGGACGACACGGGCAUGCGGUCGAUGCUGGACUCGUUGAGAGACGAAGACGGACAAGACGAGACAUUCACGCUCAAGAAGGUCGUUGCGCUUACGACAGUCAACGAUACGUCGCUGCUGACGCUUCUCAAGAAGUACUUGCCCGUGAACGACACUCUCCUAGAGUCUACCGCUGCCCUCGUCUUCAAUGAACGCUUACUGCGCGCCAUAUUUGCGUUUCUUUCUCGUCUUCCGGCCCGGCGGGCACUCGACUUGAUCGGCUGGACGUUCGCGUACACCUACAUCUGGAUGGUGCACCCUGACUUCGACCAUCUCGCGCCUCCAGCGGACGAACGCUACCGGGACAGCGGCGUCGACAACAGGACGCUCUGUUUCCACGCGGUGCAAGAGUCCUUCGGUCUGCUGCGCAUCGCGCGUAACCUCCACGAGCGGGGCGUCGUUCCAAAUUUCGUCGACAAGGCAGCCGACGUCGUCCGCGGCAUCAUACUGGUCCUUGUCGAGUGGAUCGUUCAGUCCGACGUCAUCUCCAACGUUAGCAAGAGGACGGCGGCGGAAAAGGUCUUGCGGAGCGUCUCCGUACCUGCCAGUCUCCCGGCGGAGUUGCAGGACCCCGGCCCUGUGGACUGGAUCUACGCCAGCUUUCCGGACAACUACCCGUCCUUCUUCGACGCGUGGCUCACCACGCGGGACGCGGGCAGCUCGGCCGACUUGCGCAGCGUCUACGAGCACCCCGUCGUCACAAGCAGGUAUCGAUGGCGCAGCAAGAACAUCAUUUACCUGUCGUCGACCAACACGCUGAUGUCCAGGAUCGCGGCGUUCUACCCGCCUUCGUACUAUCAGCACGGCUCCGUCAGCAUGUCCUACGCGGGCGUCGGCUUCCAGGUGGCCGAAAACGUGCUCGGAGCCAUCGUGGACCGCGGACGCGGCGUGGACGACACCAACGCCAAGCGCUUCUGGUGGUCGGCGAGCGAGAGCUGCCAGUGGGACCUCGCCAAGUCGGACGAAGAGAAAGCCGCAGCACGCCGCCUGUUCGCGCUGAGGAUCGCCACGGAGGCCCUGCAGAGGCACGUGAACGACUCGCGAGACGCCUUCGUCCAGCUCAAGUCGAUGGAGCAGAUGUCCGGCCGGCAGACGUUCUACGCGAGCUUCUGCAGCCACUUCUGCCGCCGUCCAGACGGCGAGGCCGCCUGCAACGUUGCCAUGCGCGAAGAGGAAUUCCAGGACGCCUUUCGCUGCCGCUGGUGGUGGUCCCGCUUUGGGAAGCACAAUGCCAGCUGCAUCGUCGUCUGAGAACCUAUUGUGCAGAGUGAUCGCGGUGCGACGGUAUAGCAAUGUCGAUCACCUUGGCGCAAACGCUCUUCAUUUUUUGCACGUCACUGUCAUAUGUAAACAAACGUUGCUUUCUUUUUUUCUCGAAACGCUCAAACUCCGUCUGCUGCGGGACUGCGUGAACGACGAAGCUUUUAA